AUGUCGGUCUUUGCUCGUUCUACCGUCUCUUCCCUCGCUAUUGCAGUCCCGAUUUGUCGAUGCCGAGCGUUCUCGACGUCGUCUGUCCUCCAGACCGCGCCACGCCGCACCCGAGACCUCUCAUCGAGCUUCUCCAACACAUAUGACCCGGACGAAGAAGGGCGGGGGCCCAUGUUCAAUAAGAGUACAUUCGGCGUACCGCAGUUCUACCCGAGGGACCUCAAGAAGCGCGUGGAUGAAUACGUCGUGGGACAGGACCGAGCCAAGAAGACGAUAUCGUCCAUCAUCUUCAACCACUAUCAGGGGGUGCGAAGGCGGCAUCACCAGGAAGAGCAGGAACGCAAGCGAGAGGAGAAGAUGAUGCGGCGGAAUGAGGCACGGGAAAGGCUAGCGCGCGAGAGGGACCCUAUGCACCCUGUCGAAGGUUGGCAUAAAGAUCCUCCGUUCCAUUGGUUCGGGACUGACGAGAUGUCCAAAGACGAGUUCCCGGGCCACAACGAGUCGGUCCAGCAUACCCAUCAUAGUACAUGGCAGUUUGACGAGCAGGAGAUUGAAUACUACAUACCCGAAGACAAAAACCGGCCACAGCACGUUAAAAUUGACAAGAGUAAUCUGUUGUUAAUAGGUCCCACCGGCGUAGGAAAAACGUAUAUACUUGAGACUUUAAGCAAGAAAAUCAACGUCCCUUUUACGAUAUGCGAUUGCAAUUCCUUCACGCAAGCCGGGUAUAUUGGCCAAGAUGUCGAAACAUGUAUCGAGCGCCUCCUCAUCGAAGCCAACUACGAUAUCAAAGCAGCCGAGCACGGAAUUGUCGUCCUUGAUGAGUUCGAUAAGAUCGCGAAACGCGAGACCAUGAAUGGACGGGAUGUAGGUGGUGAGGGUGUACAGCAAGCACUGCUCAAGCUCGUCGAAGGCACGAAAGUUACGGUCAAUGUCAAAGACAACCGUUCGGCUGCAUCCUCUCGCUCCGCAAGCCCCAUAACGACCAACUAUUCGGGACCGGGCUCAUCGUCCUCGACAUCAGGCCCCCAGUCAGCCCCGCCUCCCUCUGGCAAGGUGGACCAAUACACCAUCGACACGACGAACAUUCUCUUUGUCAUGUGUGGGGCUUUCGUAGGGCUAGACAAAGUAAUCCUCAAUCGUGUGUCCAAACCCAGUAUGGGAUUCGGCUCAGAAUUGCGGAGUCGCAGUUCGAAUAGCAAGACCCCGGACUUGCCUCCGGAACUGUUCAAGGGCCUCCCACACCACCCUCCAAACGCCACCAAUACAUCAGCUCUCACGGCACUAGAUCUCGCUACCCCGGAAGAUUUGCAGGGGUUUGGGUUCAUCCCUGAGCUCAUCGGCCGUGUCCAUAACAUAGUGGCCCUCACACCGCUCUCCCAGAGCGAUCUCCUGCGUAUUCUCACAGAGCCCCGCAAUAGCUUGGUGGCUCAGUACACGGCGCUCUUCGAGACCUACCCCUCCCGCCUCUACUUCACUCAGAAGUCUCUGAGAGCGAUCACUGAGCGCGCCGAGAAGUCCCAAACAGGGGCUCGUGGCUUGAAGAUGGAGAUGGAGCGCGUGCUGGCCGAGGCCAUGUUUGACGCCCCAAUGUCGUACGUGCUGGUCACCGAUAAAGCGGUCCGGGGCCAGGAGAAGGUAGGGUACUGGGGCAAGGACGGCCGGAUGGAGGUCGAGAGAAUGGUGAACGAAGAGGAUGGGAUCAUAGAGCAUUCCGGCGCUGGCGGGAGGGAAGUCAUUAGUGGAGCGGGGUUUGAGGCUUAUAGGGAGGCGGGACAGAGUGGUGCUUAG
This is a messenger RNA of Pseudomassariella vexata, 1791 nucleotides long. Its product is annotated as P-loop containing nucleoside triphosphate hydrolase protein. Gene Ontology annotation, molecular function: ATP binding; ATP hydrolysis activity. Gene Ontology annotation, biological process: proteolysis; protein catabolic process. The record is from RefSeq and is a predicted model, not a curated record. The transcript has 2 exons. NCBI's taxonomy places the organism in Eukaryota, Fungi, Ascomycota, Sordariomycetes, Amphisphaeriales, Pseudomassariaceae. Gene Ontology annotation, cellular component: mitochondrial matrix. Bases 1 to 1791 code for a protein of 596 amino acids.